Xenopus laevis (African clawed frog) is the source of this 1959-nucleotide messenger RNA. RefSeq names its product 24-dehydrocholesterol reductase S homeolog (gene dhcr24.S). Gene Ontology annotation, biological process: steroid metabolic process. The record is from RefSeq and is marked provisional. NCBI's taxonomy places the organism in Eukaryota, Metazoa, Chordata, Amphibia, Anura, Pipidae. Gene Ontology annotation, molecular function: FAD binding; Delta24-sterol reductase activity; Delta24(24-1) sterol reductase activity. Gene Ontology annotation, cellular component: cytoplasm; Golgi membrane; membrane.
AGCGUGCUCGCUCCACUGAUAAAGAAGCCGGAGAGACCACUGGGGAACUGACAGGAGACAACAAUUUCCCGUUUGUCAUUGUGGGUCCAACAACACUGCAAUGGAUCUGCUUCUGUAUGUGGGUGGUUUGCUGAUCUUCUUAUUGCUAUGGAUGAAAGCAAAAGGCUUUGAGUAUGUCAUUGUGCACCACAGAUGGAUAUUCGUCUGCCUUUUCUUGCUUCCGCUCUCCGUUGUCUUUGACAUUUACUAUUAUGCACGAGCCUGGCUGGUGUUUAAAAUGUGCAGUGCUCCCAAACUACAUGACCGCCGGGUGAAAGAGAUUCAAGAUCAGGUGCGCCAGUGGAAAGCAGAGGGAGGUAAGAAAUUCAUGUGCACCGGGAGGCCAGGAUGGCUAACAGUGUCACUUCGGGUUGGCAAAUACAAGAAUACUCAUAAAAACAUAAUGAUUAACCUAAUGGAUAUCCUGGAGGUGGACAUCAAGAGGCAGGUUGUCCGUGUGGAACCACUGGUUAACAUGGGCCAGGUGACCGCAUUACUUAAUUCUAUAGGCUGGACACUUCCAGUUGUGCCAGAACUUGACGACUUGACAGUAGGUGGCUUGAUUAUGGGGACAGGUAUUGAAUCUUCAUCCCAUAACUUUGGCCUCUUUCAGCAUAUUUGUUUGGCAUAUGAACUUGUCCUGGCUGAUGGAAGCCUUGUGAGAUGUACUCCAACAGAAAAUUCAGAUCUUUUUUAUGCUGUACCUUGGUCCUGUGGCACCCUUGGAUUUUUAGUUGCUGCAGAAAUUAAGAUUGUUCCUGCUAAGAAGUACGUCAAACUGCACUACACACCAGUGAAAGGUUUGGAAAAGAUAUGCGAGAAAUUUUCCAGAGAGUCUAAGAAUAAGGAGAACUAUUUUGUGGAAGGAUUAGUUUAUUCUGCUGAUGAAGCUGUAAUAAUGACUGGUGUCCUUACUGAUGAAGCACAGGCAGGUCAGGUGAACCGAAUUGGACAAUAUUGGAAGCCCUGGUUUUUCUGUCACGUAGAAUCUUACUUGAAGAAUAAUCGGGAUGGAACAGAAUAUAUUCCUUUACGGCAUUACUAUCACCGACACACUAAAAGCAUCUUUUGGGAACUGCAGGACAUUAUUCCAUUUGGCAACCACCCAUUGUUUCGUUACUGCUUUGGUUGGAUGGUGCCUCCAAAAAUUUCCCUGCUAAAACUGACACAAGGAGAGACAAUCAGGAAACUGUAUGAGCAGCAUCACGUGGUCCAGGACAUGCUCGUCCCAAUGAAAUGCCUGCAGAAAGCCAUUACAGCCUUCCACAAGGAGAUCAGUGUGUAUCCAUUGUGGCUUUGCCCCUUCAUACUACCAGGCCACCCAGGUAUGGUACAUCCGAAAGGAAAUGAGGCUGAGCUCUAUGUAGAUAUUGGAGCAUACGGGGAGCCAAAAACAAAGCACUUUGAUGCCAAAGGUUCUAUGCGACGUUUAGAAAAGUUUGUCAGAGAUGUUCAUGGUUUUCAGAUGCUGUAUGCAGACUGUUACAUGAGUCGUGAGGAAUUUUGGGAUAUGUUUGAUGGAACGUUGUACCAAAAGCUGCGAGGAAAAUUAAACUGCAGCAGCGCAUUUCCAGAAGUGUAUGAUAAAAUCUGCAAAGCAGCGCGUCACUGAGACAAAAGCGAACUGCUUGUAACAGAAACUUGACUUUGAUAGGGAACAUUACAACCAAAUAUGAACACUGCUUCUUUCCAACAAACACAUUUCCCACUAAUUAUGACACUGGAGAUAAUUUCCUACUCUGGACAAUACCCUUAAACAGCUAUGGGUCACUGGAACCUAUGAGCUAUUGCUAUUUUAACCUUUGGUUUGAUAUUUUCUGAGGCUGUGUGUGAAACACAAUGUGACACAAUGUAUGUGUGUGUGUGUGUUUUGGUGCAGAGAAAGUUUGAGUACUUUUUCAUUAAAUGGCUUUAAUUGUA